Drosophila gunungcola (fruit fly) is the source of this 3699-nucleotide messenger RNA. Its product is annotated as eIF-2-alpha kinase activator GCN1-like. The record is from RefSeq and is a predicted model, not a curated record. Gene Ontology annotation, biological process: cellular response to amino acid starvation; regulation of translation. Lineage: Eukaryota; Metazoa; Arthropoda; Insecta; Diptera; Drosophilidae. Gene Ontology annotation, molecular function: protein binding; protein kinase regulator activity. Gene Ontology annotation, cellular component: cytosol.
AUGCUGAGCCAUCAAGAAGAUGUAACUCGCAAUGCCGUUGGCGGUUGCCUGGGGGCCAUGUUUAAAUUCAAGAAAAAAAAAAUUAUAGAUCUAGAGAGGGAGCAUUGUUUGCUUUUGAAGUACUAUGUACAACUUUCUGCUCAUGGAGUAAAACUAGUACUUCCGUCUCUUUUGGAAGCUCUUGACGAAGAUUCCUGGAGAACGAAAACGGCAUCAGUUGAAUUAUUGGGUGCAAUGGCGUUUUGUGCUUCAAAACAACUUUCAUCCUGUUCUCCUAGUAUAGUUCCAAAACUAAUUGAAGUCUUGGGAGAUUCUCACACUAAAGUACAAGAAUCUGGUGCGGAAGCUCUUAAAGUAAUAGGGUCCGUUAUUAAAAAUCCUGAAAUUCAAGCUAUUGUUCCCGUACUUUUGGAUGCAUUGGAAGAUCCCUCCAAUAAUACAUCAACUUGUCUGCAAAGCUUACUAAAAACUAAAUUUGUUCAUUUUAUUGAUACUCCCUCAUUAGCGUUAAUUAUGCCAGUGGUUCAACGUGCCUUUAUGGACCGAUCUACAGAAACAAGAAAAAUGGCUGCACAAAUAAUAGGAAAUAUGUAUUCACUAACGGACCAGAAAGAUUUAGCACCGUAUUUACCAAGUAUAAUUCCUGGAUUAAAAUCAUCCUUAUUAGACCCAGUCCCUGAAGUGCGAGCUGUAUCAGCUCGAGCACUUGGUGCAAUGGUGAAGGGUAUGGGUGAAAGUUCAUUUGAAAAUUUAUUACCAUGGCUAAUGGAAACCUUAACUUCCGAGUCUAGCAGUGUUGACCGCAGUGGAGCAGCACAAGGACUCUCCGAGGUAGUUGGAGGACUUGGUGUCGAAAAAAUGCAUAUACUUAUGCCCGAAAUAAUUUUGACUGCAGAAAGAGUAGAUAUUGCUCCAAACGUGAAGGAUGGAUACAUUAGGAUGUUUAUAUACAUGCCUGGGGUAUUUCCAGAAGAAUUUACACCAUAUAUAGGGCAAAUUAUAAAUCCGAUCUUAAAAGCUUUGGCAGAUGAAAGCGAAUAUGUACGUGAUACAGCCCUGAAGGCAGGUCAGCGAAUUGUUAAUUUAUAUGCAGAAACUGCUGUAGCGCUUUUACUUCCAGAACUUGAAAAAGGACUUUUUGAUGAUAAUUGGCGAAUAAGGUAUAGUUCAGUUCAAUUACUAGGAGACUUAUUAUAUCGUAUAUCAGGAGUAUCUGGAAAGAUGACAACAGAAACAGCUAGUGAAGAUGAUAAUUUUGGUACCAAACAUUCACAUACAGCAAUAAUUCGCUUUUUGGGCGAUGAACGAAGAAAUAGAGUAUUAUCUGCUUUGAUGGUCCGACAAGCUGCAUUGCAUGUCUGGAAAGUUGUUAUGACAAAUACUCCGAGGGCUCUGCGAGAAAUUCUGCCGACACUGUUUGGUUUACUUCCAGGAUGCUUAGCUAGCACAAGCUAUGAUAAAAGACAAGUGGCUGCCCGAACUUUAGGGGAUUUGGUAAGAAUACUAAGAGAACGAGUUUUACCAGAAAUCAUUCCUAUCCUUGAAAAUGGACUAAACUCUGAUCAACCUGAUCAACGCCAAGGAGUCUGCAUAGGACUAUCUGAAAUAAUGGGCUCUACAUCAAAAGAAAUGGUUCUUACGUUUGUGCACAGCCUCAUUCCUACAGUCCGGAAGGCUUUGUGCGAUCCCUUACCUGAAGUUCGAGAAGCAGCAGCAAAGACAUUUGAAUCUUUACAUAGCACAGUAGGCGCUCGGGCGUUAGAUGAUAUUCUUCCGUUUAUGCUAGAGGGUCUCUCAGAUCCUGACCCCUCUAUUGCUGAGAAUUCUUUAGAUGGGCUUAGACAGGUAAUGUCUAUAAAAUCAAGAGUAGUGUUGCCAUAUCUUGUGCCCCAAUUAACAUCUCCACCUGUUAAUACAAAAGCAUUAUCUAUUCUUGUAUCUGUGGCUGGUGAAGCAUUGACCAAAUAUUUGCCGAAAAUAUUAUCUGCAUUAUUAGAGGCUCUAUCAGGAGCCUAUGGAUCUCCGCAUGAACUUCAAGAGAUUGAUUAUUGCCAAACUGUUAUAUUGUCAGUAACAGAUGAAACUGGAAUUAGAACAGUAAUGGAUACACUGCUAAUUUCAGCAAAUUCUUCUAAUCUAUGCACACGAAAGUUUCAUUCUCCGGGAAAUUACUCGCAAUACAUUCCCCAACUUUUAAGAUGCUUACUUAAAUUAUUGGUUGAUAAUGAUAAAGAUAUUUUACAGAAAUCAUGGGAAGCUCUCAAUGCUGUAAUUAAAGGCCUGAAUGCCGCCCAGCAAAUCUCGCAUGUCUCUGAUGUUCGUCAAGCAGUUAAGUUUGCAGCAAGCAAACUAAAAGGUCCGGAGCUUCCUGGAUUUUGUUUGCCGAAAGGAAUAUUUCCACUAUUACCCGUUUUUAGAGAAGCUAUUUUAAAUGGAUUACCAGAGGAAAAAGAAAAUGCAGCUCAAGGUCUCGGGGAAGCUAUUUUUCUAACUAACGCACAAUCGUUACAGCCUUCCGUAGUACAUAUAACUGGUCCAUUAAUUCGAAUACUAGGAGACCGAUUUAAUGCAGCGGUUAAAGCUGCUGUACUAGAAACAUUGUCAAUUUUACUUCAAACAGUUGGUGUUCUUUUGAAACAGUUCUUACCACAACUUCAGACCACGUUUCUUAAAGCGUUGCAUGAUCAAAACAGAAACGUAAGGAUGAAAGCCGGAAGAGGUCUUUCUGAGUUAGUAGCAAUUCACUCUAGAGCAGAUCCAUUAUUUAAUGAAAUUCAUAAUGGAAUAAAAAAUUCGGAUGAUUCUUCAGUUAGAGAAACGAUCUCCGGAUCUGGAGAUAAAAUGUCUGAACCCAUAAAAAAACAAAUUUAUAUCACUCUUUUGAAUAUGCUGAGCCAUCAAGAAGAUGUAACUCGCAAUGCCGUUGGCGGUUGCCUGGGGGCCAUGGUAAAGUACAUAUCACCUGGACAAGUUGAUGACUUAUUUAAUAAUUUAAUACUUUCGGAUAAUACAGACGAUCUAAUAGUAAAGCAUGGACACUCAAUUGUUUUAUUCGUUGCCUUAAAAGAAUGUCCCAAUGAUGUGCUGACAUCAAAUUUGAAUGAAAAAAUUACAGCUUAUGUGUUGGUCAAUAUUUUAUCAGAAAAAGUGCCAGUUGCCUGCAAUGCAAUAAGAGCUGCCACUUAUCUUUUGGAGCUCUAUCUUGUCAAUAGUGAUAAACUUCCAUUAAAUGUUCUUAGUGCACUUGCUAGAGCUAUGAAUCAUUCUAGCAAUGAUGUUAAGCAGUUAGUCGCAAAAAGUUGCACCCACCUAUCCAAAAGUUUGACAGUUGAUCAAAAUAAUCUUGAUGUUUUUAAAUAUUUAGUCCCCAUGUUAGUAAAUGGCACUAAGGACAAAAAUGGAUAUGUGAAAUCAAAUUCAGAGCUAGCAUUGAUAUCCAUUUUAAAGCUAAGAUCUGACGACUCGACUUUUUCCAAAAUUUCAGACCUUUUGGAAUAUGGAGCUAGGGACUCUUUAAACGACGUAGUAACAAAAGUUUUAAAACGUUCAGUACCACAGUCCAUUAUAAAGGAAGAAGAAUUAGAUGACACAUUGCAAACAUAAUCGCUACUUUUUAAAAACUAUAUUGAAAAUAAUAUGCUUUAUAAACAUGUUGCUGUAUUUAAUAUUUUUUGUAAUUAAAGAAUUUUUUAAAAUAAA